This is a messenger RNA of Anopheles stephensi (Asian malaria mosquito), 2661 nucleotides long. RefSeq lists its product as uncharacterized. The record is from RefSeq and is a predicted model, not a curated record. Gene Ontology annotation, biological process: DNA integration. The coding region runs from base 1 to 2661 and encodes 886 amino acids. Lineage: Eukaryota; Metazoa; Arthropoda; Insecta; Diptera; Culicidae. Gene Ontology annotation, molecular function: nucleic acid binding. The transcript has a single exon.
AUGGCUCUGAAGCAAGCUGCAGAAGAUCAUCACGAUGAGUUCCCAAGGGCCGCAGAGGUGGUCAACAGGGAGACAUACAUGGAUGAUAUCCUGACUGGUGCCGAUACCCUUGCUGAGGCUUGCCAACUACAGCGAGAUGUGACAGGACUACUGGCGAAAGCCUGCUUCAGCGCUCACAAGUGGUGCGCCAACCAUUCAGAUAUCGUGUUAGGUGUAGCUGAAGAACAACGAGGAGACACUUUCGAGGUUACGGACGACACCUCGAAGACCAUCGUUAAGACACUGGGCGUGACAUGGAACCCGUUGGAGGACUGGUUCUCGGUGUCCGUUCCUGACUUUGACAACCCAGAAGGAAUGACUCGAAGGAAACUUCUGAGUCAACUGGCCAAAAUAUUCGACCCACUUGGAUUCUUUGGCCCAGUAAUCACCUACGCGAAGCUGAUCUUGCGAGAAGUAGGUGAACUACAAAUCGAUUGGGACGACUCCAUCCCAACCGAAAUCGACGAGAAGUGGCGAAACUUUCGGACCGAGAUGACAUCACUGAGGGAAAUCCGAGUUCCGAGAUGGAUUUCCUGGAAGGAUGUGUUCCAGCUGAGACUACAUGGGUUCGCUGACGCAUCCGACCAAGCCUACGGUGCCUGCUUGUACGUGCAGGGCACUUUCACCGACGAGGAGUCCAAGAUGCAGCUUGUUUGCAGCAAGUCUCGGAUCCUACCGAAAAAACGAAGUCCGAAGGAGAAGGCCAUCACGACCCCUCGAGCCGAACUGUUAGCGGCACUGUUACUGGCUCGAAUGGUCGUGAAGUUCCUGAACGCUACGAAGCUUAAGUUUGAAUCAGUACAUCUUUGGAGCGACUCAAAAAUCGUCUUGGCUUGGGUCAAGAAAACGCCAGAACUACUGCAGACAUACGUAUCAAAUCGGGUAAGCGAGAUCCAGCAGCUUAGCCAAUCCUUCCAUUGGCAUUACAUUUCCACACAUGACAACCCGGCCGAUUUGAUUUCACGUGGAGUUACACCGAGGAAAUUGAUUGGUUCAACUAUUUGGUGGCGGCCCCAACCAACACAACACCUCAUCGAGGAUGAGGACGAAGUGGAAAUUCCGGAUAGUGAGCUACCGGAAAUGCGAGCUGGAGUGGCUUUAGCCAUGACUGUUCCGAUCGAACGUUUUCCGAUCUUUGACAGGUUGAGCAGUUACACACAGAUUGUAAGGAGUAUGGCCUACUUGGUGCGACUAGCUAGGUUCAUCAAGUCACGCAAAAGGGAGGUGGUAAAGGGCCGACUGACAGCGAAGGAAGUGCGUACAGCGACGCUCUUAAUAGUACGACUGGUUCAACGCGAGACUUUCCAGCCCGAAAUCAUCGCACUUAUGGACGGUGCGAAUACAAAACAUCGACUUAAUGGACUACAAGCGUUUUUGGAUCCUGACGAUGGGAUCAUACGAGUUGGAGGCAGGAUCAAGCGAGCCUUCAUACCUUACGACAGUCGACAUCAGAUGCUGUUGCCGGCUAAGCAUCCAAUCACUGAAGCUCUCGUUCGCGAACUACACAUCGACAACCUACACAUCGGGCAAAGAGGUUUGCUUGCAGUUGUACGUCAACGGUACUGGCCACUGAAUGUGAAGAAUACUAUUCGAAAGGUGAUACGGAAGUGCAUCGUGUGCUUCCAGGCAAACCCGUUGAAGACGACGCAACUGAUGGGUGACCUACCGUCGUAUCGCGUCCAGCCAGCCCCCGUCUUUUCGAAUACCGGUGUGGACUACGCCGGUCCCUUCUGGAUAAAAUCAACGACUUCUCGCAAACCGCAAAUCACCAAGGCGUACGUGUGCUUGUUUGUGUGUUUGCAGACUCGGGCGGUUCACUUGGAAUUGGUUUCAGACUUGACGACAGACGCCUUUCUAGCGAGUUUGAGACGGUUCAUCAGUCGACGUGGAUGCCCGAAAACGAUACGCUCUGACAACGCGACUAACUUUGUCGGAGCUAAAACCGAGCUACAUGAACUUUGGCGUAUGUUCGAGAACGAUUGCGCUACGAAAAAGAUCACCAACUAUUGUGUCGACAAGGGUAUUGACUGGUCGUUCAUACCACCACGAAGCCCACACUUUGGUGGCAUUUGGGAGGCUGGUGUGAAGCAGGUCAAAUACCACCUAAAACGUAUUGUUGGCGAUAGGAAGCUGUCUUACGAGGAGCUUUACACGACAUUGACCCAGAUAGAAGCAGUACUGAACUCUCGUCCCUUGGUACCGAGUUCAGAUGACCCAUCCGACUACACUGCGAUCACGCCUGCACAUUUCCUGAUCGGACGUGAGAUGCAGACGGUUCCUGAACCUGACUACUCUACCUUGAAGGAAAAUCAUCUCUCACGAUGGCAGUUAGUGCAGUCCAUGCUGCAACACUUUUGGAAACGAUGGACCGCCGAGUACCUGCCGGAGCUGCAGAAUCGAUCGAAAUGGCUGAAGCGGAAGGUGAUUAAAGUAGGAUCACUUGUGUUACUAGCUGACCAGAAUGCGCCACUACUGCAAUGGCCACUUGCCAGAAUCGUUGCCGCACACCCUGGAGAUGAUGGUACAAUUCGUGUCGUUACCGUUAAGACAGCGAAUGGAGCGGAAUUCAAGCGUGCGGUAACUGAGGUCUGUUUUCUACCGUUAGACGAGGAUGAAAAUUGA